Theileria annulata is the source of this 561-nucleotide messenger RNA. RefSeq lists its product as uncharacterized. Gene Ontology annotation, biological process: translation reinitiation; formation of translation preinitiation complex. The transcript has 3 exons. Gene Ontology annotation, molecular function: translation initiation factor activity; mRNA binding. Bases 1 to 561 code for a protein of 186 amino acids. The record is from RefSeq and is a predicted model, not a curated record. NCBI's taxonomy places the organism in Eukaryota, Apicomplexa, Aconoidasida, Piroplasmida, Theileriidae.
AUGGAAGAAGAAAAUUCCGAGUCCGAUGAAUCGAAAACCGGCGCCGAUGAAACAAAAUCAACAAAUGGACAGCCGUUAACACCUCUUAAAGUUGAAUACUGCCGUUUCUGCUCAAUGCCUUAUGACUUUUGUGACUUUGGAGAUAAGUGGGAAACGGGCGUCUGCUUUAAGGAGUGUAGUACCAGGUACCCUGAAAUCUUCCCGCUUGAGCUUAUGACUCUGGACGGCCUAGGCUUCAGUACACUCAGCUUAAAGUCGAAAAAGAAGACACCCAAACAAGUUCCACAGGAAAUAUUCAUACAGAAAUCAGCUCGAACUAAAAGAAAAGUUAUUACUUCAAUUACUGGUCUACAUCUCUUCGGAGUGAAAUUGGAGCAAGCGGCUAAGUUAUUUUCAAAGCAUUUUGCGACAGGAGCCAACGUAAUUAAGGGUACACCUGGACAAUCUGACCGGAUUGACAUUCAGGGCGAUGUUGAGGACCCAAUUGUCGAACUCCUUCUUAGUAAUUACCCAUCAAUCACAGAAGAAAAAAUCACUAAACUACAACCCAAAAUGAAGUAA